Rhinichthys klamathensis goyatoka is the source of this 2211-nucleotide messenger RNA. It is a transcript of the gene chrm3a, whose product is annotated as cholinergic receptor, muscarinic 3a. Gene Ontology annotation, biological process: adenylate cyclase-inhibiting G protein-coupled acetylcholine receptor signaling pathway; regulation of vascular associated smooth muscle contraction; positive regulation of smooth muscle contraction. Lineage: Eukaryota; Metazoa; Chordata; Actinopteri; Cypriniformes; Leuciscidae. The record is from RefSeq and is a predicted model, not a curated record. Gene Ontology annotation, molecular function: G protein-coupled acetylcholine receptor activity; G protein-coupled serotonin receptor activity. Gene Ontology annotation, cellular component: plasma membrane; dendrite; synapse. The coding region runs from base 138 to 1925 and encodes 595 amino acids. The transcript is spliced from 2 exons.
GAGGCAGUAUGAACCAGACUGAUGUUCUGUCUCCAUGCCAACUGAAGCUUCAGGUCGAGGUACACCUAAACUCUCCUGUCAGAAGGUGACCUCUCUGCCCCAAUCCAAUCUCUACAGGAAUAUGCCCAGGCUGCACGAUGGACUCCAACAACACAGAGUUGGGCCUGUACUCGGCAUCCGACGCCCUGGGAGUGGGAAUCUACCCGGAAUCCACUCCGUGGCCACUGCUCCAGAACACAAGCCUCAUCAACCUCAGUGCUGUUUUCAAGCUCAAUGGAAGUAAUGUUGAGGUUGAAGGUCAAUCCUAUGAUCCUCUGGGCGGCCACUCACUCUGGCAGGUCAUUCUCAUUGUUAUCUUUACAGGACUGCUGUCCCUUAUUACUAUUAUCGGCAACAUCUUGGUCAUGGUGUCGUUUAAAGUCAACAGGCAGCUUAAAACAGUUAACAAUUACUUUCUACUGAGUUUAGCCGUUGCAGAUCUCAUCAUUGGGGUCAUCUCUAUGAACUUGUACACGGCCUACAUCAUCAUGGGCCAGUGGGCAAUGGGAAACUGGGCGUGCGACUUCUGGCUAGCCAUAGACUAUGUAGCCAGCAAUGCAUCUGUCAUGAAUUUGCUGGUCAUUAGCUUUGACCGCUAUUUCUCCAUUACGAGGCCUCUGACGUACCGUGCCAAACGUACCACCAGGCGGGCAGGAGUGAUGAUCGGCCUGGCAUGGUUUGUGUCGCUUAUACUUUGGGCACCUGCUAUUUUGUUUUGGCAGUAUUUUGUUGGAGAAAGGACCGUUCCACCGGAUAAAUGCUACAUUCAGUUUCUCUCCGAGCCCAUUAUAACGUUUUGCACCGCAAUGGCGGCCUUCUACCUGCCGGUGACAAUAAUGAGUGUUCUGUAUUGGCGAAUAUACAAAGAGACGGAGAACCGUUCUCGGGAACUUGCAGGAUUACAAGGCUCGGGCGCACGGUUUGUGGGUGUCGAACGACCGCGUUUCCACCUCCGCGCUACUGGGGGGAGCUCUAGAAGCUGCAGCAGCUUCGAACUGGGCCAACCUGGCCACAAACAAAGCUCCUUUCAUGGUCUGAGCGGCCGCUUCCACUGCUGGGGGUGGAAGUCGGGUGGCAGGGAUAAAGGUGGCCCACACCGGGAGGCGGAUCAGAGCAGCAGUGACAGCUGGAACAACAACGACACUGGACUUUCAGCCGACCACUCGGGCUCAUCUGACGAGGACGAGAGCGCGCCAUCCACCACACGGGCGAUCUUCUCCAUUGUUCUCAAUCUGCCUGGCAUGAGGGCAGCUGUAAGCUCCCAGGUUACUUCUUGUGAGGAUUUGGACACGGAGGAAGAUCCGUUACAGUCGCCUGAAGAGAAGGACGGCAGGGCUGGCAGCAUCUCGUGCUCCGUCACCAACGGCAACAAGCGUUUUGUCGCAAGUAUGGGUAAAGUUCCGUCAAUGUCCUCCAUACAGCCUUCAAUAAAUCCAAGCGCAGAUGGUGGGAACACCACCAUCAAAUCUGCCUCAGCGCCCAUAACUUUCAAAGAGGCAGCUCUAGCAAAGCGUUUCGCAGUUCGUGCAAGGACUCAAAUCACCAAGCGGAAGCGCAUGUCGCUAAUAAAAGAAAAGAAAGCGGCACAAACUCUAAGCGCCAUCCUUUUCGCCUUCAUUAUAACGUGGACGCCUUAUAACAUCAUGGUGCUAGUAAACACUUUCUGCAAUGGCUGCAUACCUGAGAACCUCUGGGCGUUAGGCUAUUGGCUAUGCUAUGUUAACAGUACAGUAAAUCCUAUGUGCUAUGCACUUUGCAACAAGACUUUUCGUACCACUUUCAAGAUGAUCCUGCUAUGUCGCUGGGAUCAGAAAAAAAGCAAGCCAAGCUUUCCACAAAGACAGGCUGUGAGGUUUCACAGAAGUAUACCAACAGACUCUACAUAGCAGCUCAGUGGUGAGGCUAAAUUGCUAAUCCUAAAAUGUAAGUUGUAAGGGGAGAUUCCUCAAGUAUCUGUAGUAUAUACUGAAGCGUUAAUGUGUGAGUGUCAAUGUGGAUUUGUAGUUCAGUCUCUUAGGAUCCCUGGUCACUAGAUUUUAACAUUAAGGCACUGUGGUUUAGUGUACAAAGAGCUUCACACCUGAGCAAGUGCAAUUGCCAUAAAUACUUCCUGUGACUUUUAUACUUUAUGCCUUUAAAACGGCAGUGCCAACUUUCAGGAGUUCAGCAGCA